CUUUGGGGACAGUAGCGCAGCUUGUUGAAUGCAGGACACGUUGAGCGUCAGAGCCAAGUUCAGCUUUGGAGCGAGAGCCGGGAGUGCGCGAGGACUUCUCACGUCUCUCACCGCCGACAUGAAGUCUGCAGAGGAAGAUGCGUACAACUACACACCGAACGUCAGCCUGGCCGUUCCUCUUGGUAUGGGCAAUCCCUGUCUGCCCACUCAGUACCACACCCUACAGUCUAGCCCAGUCAUCUCAGUUUCCUCUUGUCACCAUACAGGCUACGGCCUUCAAAAUGACAACCAUCCAGUGUCUGAUUAUUACCUGCCACAAGGCUUGAGACCCAACGGUGCUCCAGCCCUGGAAAGCCCCCGUAUAGAGAUCACUGCCUACAGCCAGUACCCAGAAAAUGAGGUGGAAGAGAGCAGCGGUGAGGAUCACAUCAUCAAACGAGGUGUCAACUCCAUUGUCACACUGACACUGCCUAAUGCUGAUGGGUACCGUGAUCCCAGCUGUCUAAGCCCUGCCAGCAGCAUGUCUUCACGCAGCUGUAACUCAGAUGCCUCAUCGUAUGAGUCUGGCUUCUACAACUAUGACAAUUCACCACAGAACUCCCCUUGGCAGUCUCCCUGUGUUUCUCCCCGAGGUUCUUCCUCACUUCUGUCAUGUCCACAUGCAGUCGGUCCAGCAGCAGGCUCCCCUCACCAUUCGCCCUCCACUUCCCCUCAAAUAGAAGCAGUGGCAGAGGAGGCCUGGCUGGCCCAAUCUCGUGGAUCUAGGCCAAAUUCCCCCUCCUGCGCUGGAGGUGGUGGAGGGAACAGCGGGGGCAUGGGGAAGAGAAAGUACAGUUUUAAUGGCUCCUCCUACCAUCAGACACCCUGCUCACCUAUUCAGUCACCCACCCCUUCUCCACACGGCUCCCCCAGAGUCAGCGUCACUGAUGAGAACUGGCUCGCCAACACCAACCAGUACACCAACUCUGCCAUUGUGGCCGCCAUCAAUGCCCUAACCACAGAUGGGGUGAUAGACAUGGGGGAAGGAAUUCCAAUGAAGACGCGGAAGACCAUGCUGGACCUCACCCACUCCAUGAGCUUGAAGGUGGAACCUGGUGGUGAGGAUCUGGGACCAGAUGGGGAGAUUUGUCAUGAGGAUUAUCCCUCAUGCCUGGGACUGAAGAAGGAGAACUACAGUGGAGGGUUUCUGGAUGUGCCCCAACAUCCGUUCUCCUGGCCUAAACCCAAGCCUUACCUCAGUCCAUCUCUGCCAGCUCUCGACUGGCAGUUGCCAUCUUGCUCCGGCCCUUACAACCUACAGAUCAAGGUGCAGCCAAAGUCCCACCACAGAGCUCAUUAUGAGACAGAAGGAAGCCGAGGAGCCGUGAAGGCGCUGUCUGGAGGACACCCUGUUGUGCAGCUUUAUGGUUACAUGGAAAGCGAGCCACUCACCCUGCAGCUGUUCAUUGGGACCGCAGACGAUCGCCUCCUGCGACCACAUGCCUUCUACCAGGUCCACCGUAUCACAGGCAAAACCGUCUCCACCGCCAGCCAUGAAGUCAUGCAGUCCAACACCAAAAUCCUGGAGAUCCCUCUGCUGCCUGAAAACAACAUGAGGGCUAUAAUUGAUUGUGCUGGAAUCCUGAAGCUGCGCAAUUCAGACAUUGAGCUACGUAAAGGAGAAACAGACAUUGGACGGAAAAACACUCGUGUGAGGUUGGUGUUUCGCAUCCACAUCAACCAGCCCAACGACAGGACGGUGUCGCUACAGGUUGCUUCAAACCCCAUUGAAUGCUCUCAGCGCUCAGCUCAAGAGCUUCCCUUGGUGGAGAAGCAGAGCGUGAACAGUUACCCUGCCACUGGAGGCAAAAUGAUGCUUCUCACUGGCCUCAACUUCCUCCCUGAGUCCAAGGUGGUGUUCGUGGAAAAGGCUCAAGACGGGCACCAUCUGUGGGAGACUGAAGCCAAGGUCGACAAGGAUUCCGUCAAACCUGGUACCCUUGUUGUGGAGAUCCCCCCCUACAGGAAUCAAAGAAUAUCCAGCUCCAUGCAGGUUAACUUCUAUGUCUGCAACGGCAAGAGGAAGAGAAGCCAGUACCAGCGCUUCACCUACCUGCCUCCUAAUGUUCCGAUAAUAAAGACCGAACCCAAUGAUGAGUAUGAUUCUCUGGGAUCAGUUGGCCUGGCAAUGCGUUCAAAGCCCUUCUAUGGCCAGCCCAGGCUCACCCCCAUCAUGCCGGUUACUGAACCCGACAACUGCCUGGUUGGUGGCUAUCCUUCGUGCCCUCCUCGACAUGCUGCCAUGCCACCUUCAUCUCCCAGUUCCAGCCCUACCCUGCAUGAUUUGUCUCCUGUGGCAAACAACAAGUGCCUCCCCAACAGCCCCACCCAUGUAGCACCACCAGGCACUGUAGCUGCCCCCAUGGAGACUCCUUGUUGCCCCAGCCUUGCCCACCCAUUGUCUCCAGACCAUAAUUCUUCUCUGGUGAUGCUGAACUCCCAGGGGAGCCCUAAUCAUCUCAACAGUCCUGGACCCCAAGGUUACCACCAUUCCAUGUACGCUAACAGCAGCUCCUCCUCGUCACCGGUGUCCCACCCUUCCACUCCUGAAGGGCCUGCAGAAAGUCCGUUUGUUCAAGCCUACAGUCCCAGUCAGGCGCCAAGUAGCUCAGCACCAGCUGGAGGGAGUCCCCCACACCUGCUACCUGAAGAUGUUGGUCCACCCUCAAUGGCUAUCACUGUCAAGCAAGAGCCCCAGGAACUGGAUCAGAUGUAUCUAGAUGAUGUGAACGAGAUCAUCAGGAACGACCUCUCCACCAUUUCAGUGCACACUCAUGCGUAGAAAUCCAGAUGUCCUCUGCUACAGCACACACACACCAGACACACACACACACACACACACACUCCAGCAGCAAGAUCAACCCAACGAAGGACAAGAAAUAGAAACGUUGAGGUCCAAAUUAUGAAGAAGAAAAACUUUGACCAGGAUCUCCUACUUAACCAUCAUCUCUUCAUUGCUCAGAAACUUGCUGCAGACUCUCUGACAACCACUGACAAGCUCAAUUUGAAUAAACACAUUACAUUUGGAAAAAGGGAAGUGAUAUCAGUGGCAAAGUAUGUGACUGCACUUGCCUUAAUUCUCAGCAGAUGUUUUUUUAGUGGACCAAGCAGCUGAAAAAGACUGAAUUAGUCUCCUACAAAUGACAAUCUUCAUUUAAAGUAUGACCGCUGCGUCAGUGCAUGGACAAGCUAAUGGGACAGUAAGUGUUGGGCUUCGUCCCUUCGGUGGGUUUGUUUGUGCAGGUGGUCCGCAACAACCAAUCUGGUGCCUUACAGCAGAGAUACUGACAGCACACGUGCAAGUGGUUCACCCAAACCCAAAGCAGAAGUUUUUAUAUGAUGUUUUUGUAUCAUUUCAAUGAUUUGUUUACAGGGAAACUGAUUCAAAA
Nematolebias whitei (Rio pearlfish) is the source of this 3428-nucleotide messenger RNA. Its product is annotated as nuclear factor of activated T-cells, cytoplasmic 1. Gene Ontology annotation, molecular function: transcription factor binding; RNA polymerase II cis-regulatory region sequence-specific DNA binding; DNA-binding transcription factor activity, RNA polymerase II-specific. Gene Ontology annotation, cellular component: transcription regulator complex. Bases 29 to 2821 code for a protein of 930 amino acids. The record is from RefSeq and is a predicted model, not a curated record. The transcript is spliced from 10 exons. NCBI's taxonomy places the organism in Eukaryota, Metazoa, Chordata, Actinopteri, Cyprinodontiformes, Rivulidae. Gene Ontology annotation, biological process: calcineurin-NFAT signaling cascade; cytokine production; regulation of transcription by RNA polymerase II.